GUGGCAGAGCGCAAACCUCUGUGUUCCGUCUCUGCAGCAGAGCACGAGUUUGCAGGUUGUUCGACAGUGCGCACAUUUUAUCAAAAUAUCUCGAGGGAAAAUAUUUUUUCUUGGCUCAGUACUUCCGUCCUUUCAUUAUGGUCCUCAGAAGCAUCAGCUUUUCCAUCUGCCUUUUUAUGACAGUAGCCACAGCGACAAACUUCAGUGAGCGAAAUUCCUUUAAAGGAUCUGAUCCGGAAGUGACGGUCUACCGUUUCAAAACCGGUAAUCUAGAAUCUUCUACAGUGGAACGCGGUCAGGAGGUCAACGAGACCACAGCUGUGUUCCUGCAGACGCCGUCAGAAGCUAGGAACCUUUCUCAAGAGGAGAAGAACAGAAGACUGAUCCAGGCGGCUAAGGAGGGAGCAAUUGGGGACCUGCGGGCGCUACUCGCGUCGGGGGCGGAUGUGAGGGCGAGGGACAGCGACUUGGACUGGACCGCGUUGCACUGGGCAGCAUUCUGGGGACACGUGGAGGUUGUGAGGUGCCUGGUUGGGGCCGGGGCGGAGGUAGACGCGAGGAACGACUACGAGGCUACCCCUCUGCACUUUGCUGCAGGAAGUGAUCGCGUAGCUGUGGUGAGGGUGCUGACGGCGUCUUCUGCCGACCCCAACGCUAAGGACGACGAAGAGCAGACGCCGCUGCACUGGGCGGCGGAGCGUGGCUACGCAGACACGGUGAGGGCACUGCUGGAGGCUGGGGCCGACAGGGAGGCCAGGGACGUCCGCGGGAGCAGCCCACUGGACCUCGCCAGGGCCAACGACCACCAGCAGCUGGUAGACGUCCUGGGAUCUAGCUAGGACGUCUGUGGAGUAAGAGAAAUAAAGCUUGCUGCGUGAA
This is a messenger RNA of Schistocerca nitens (vagrant locust), 879 nucleotides long. Its product is annotated as ankyrin repeat and SOCS box protein 8-like. The transcript has 5 exons. The record is from RefSeq and is a predicted model, not a curated record. Lineage: Eukaryota; Metazoa; Arthropoda; Insecta; Orthoptera; Acrididae. Gene Ontology annotation, molecular function: protein binding. Bases 138 to 839 code for a protein of 233 amino acids.